GAAUAAUGCAAAAAAGACGCAAUUUUCACACGCCACCACCGUUUGGUCCAUAACAUGGUAACCCGCAAUUUUGUUCUUCCUCCCGUUGCUGGCGUCUUUCUUCCCAUCUCCAACCUUAAACCCACAAACACCGUGAAGCGCAUCGAAGCGACACAGGAAAAUGUGGCGUUACAACUCCUCUUUCCGCCCCCUAAAACCCUUCUUCUUCAUUCACCGUUCUCUUCACCACGACACCCCGCGGAUGAGAAGCUCAAUACAGUUCCUACGCCUAGUAUGCCUUCUGUCACAGUUCCUACGCCUAGUAUGCCUUCUGUCACAGUUCCUACGCCUAGUAUGCCUUCUGUCACAGUUUCCCCUAUGAAUGCAGCUCUCUUGACACCUCAAGGAAGGUUCUUGUUCGAUUUUUUCUUGUAUAAAACCACCGCGGCCGGAGGAGAAGCUCGACUUGAUUGGCUCCGGUACGGGUUCUGGUUCGGAUGGGUCGGUGGAGCUGUUUGCGGAUGUGGACCUCUCAGUUUUGGAUGAGUUGUUGCAGAUUUUGAAAAGGUGGCUAUUUUGGGUUUCCUUUAUGCUUCUGAAUAAAUGAAGUGUAAGAAACUAGUUUUGAUUUUGAUUUGGCAUAUUGGUUUAAUAUUGUUUUGAUUUAUGGGUAUGAGGAGAUUGCAUUUUGCUUAUAUAGUUGGUUGGAAUUGGGUCAAUUUGUUUGUUUUCUGAUUGACAUUUCU
Messenger RNA from Rubroshorea leprosula, 725 nucleotides. The record is from the annotation of a GenBank genome assembly. Lineage: Eukaryota; Viridiplantae; Streptophyta; Magnoliopsida; Malvales; Dipterocarpaceae.